AGUACUUUAUAUUUUUGGGAUUAAAUAUUGUUGGAGCUUCACUUCCUUACCCAGCCGCCCUUGCCUUACCCUAGAGCCGCCCUUGCGCUUUUUACUAGGAUUUUUCAGGUAAGUUAUAAAAGGAGGGUACAAUGAGGUUGGAGAAAUGUUGGUUUUGCUCCUCAACUGUAUAUCCAGGCCAUGGUAUUCAAUAUGUUCGAAACGACGCUAAGAUAUUUCGGUUCUGUAGAUCAAAGUGUCACAAGAACUUUAAGAUGAAGAGGAAUCCACGAAAAGUUAAGUGGACUAAAGCAUAUAGACGGCUGCAUGGAAAGGACAUGACUCAGGACUCAACAUUUGAAUUUGAGAGAAAGCGCAAUAGGCCGGAGAGAUAUGACAGGAAUGUCACUGAGAACACUCUGAAGGCCAUUCAGAAAAUUGAUAAAAUCAGAGUUGUCAGAGAUGAAAGGCACCACAAAAACAGGAUGAAAGGUAAGAAAACCAAGGAGCAGAGAGAAGCAACAAAGGAGCUCGAGCAGAGCAUUCAUAUGGUCAAAGCACCUGCUGCGCUCGCCAACGACCCAUCUCUCACCUUGCCUAUCAAGGUCAAGGUUUCACAGCAGAAAUCCGAGGAAAAUCGUAUGGAGGAGUAAGCAUUUCCCUUAUUCUCAAAACGGAAAUGCAAAAUCAUAACUUUCCUGCAGUGGUCAAUUUUGUCGGCGUGCGUAACAAUAUGUAUAGCCUUUUUGAUUACUAGUUGAUGUCAUAACUGUGAUAAAAUUCACUUAUCUUUCGUGCUCACCACCAGUGAUGACUUUUUUUUUUUGAAGAAAUUAUCAGAGUACUUCAUCCUGUAGAAGAAAUAUUUACUAGUUGGGAAUGUUUUGUGUUUUCGAUUAUGAAUUGUUUGUUGGAUCUUUUUUCUUUUCUUUUGAAGAGAUAUUGACACAUUUUCA
Messenger RNA from Nicotiana tabacum (common tobacco), 935 nucleotides. Its product is annotated as putative ribosome biogenesis protein RLP24. Lineage: Eukaryota; Viridiplantae; Streptophyta; Magnoliopsida; Solanales; Solanaceae. The record is from RefSeq and is a predicted model, not a curated record. Gene Ontology annotation, molecular function: structural constituent of ribosome. Gene Ontology annotation, biological process: ribosomal large subunit biogenesis. Gene Ontology annotation, cellular component: nucleolus.